AUAAACCAAAAAAGAAAAAGGCAGAAAAUAAAAGAAGAGAGAAUAGAGAGGAAGCGAAAGAGAGAUAUAUAUCCCACAAUCCGCCAAAAAGCUACGUCGCAUUUCCUGCUCCGUCAUUUUUCUAUUCUCUCAAACUGAAAAAAAAAAAACUGUGGAAGUUUCAAUCUAUGGAGAGAGAUGAAGGCAAUCUACAGUAAAAUCUCGUCGCUGUUCAUUUUUCUUUAAAAAUUUAUCUGAUCGAUGUUCAUUACCUGUAAAAAGAAAAAAAAGGCGCGGAUAAUUUAUCAUUGUGGAAGCUGUUUUCUUAUCUAUACGAUCGAUUGACAGCUUGCAUUUAUGAAAUGGAGAUUGCUUCGAAUCAAUGAAGUGUUUCGAUUUUGUUGUAAAUCUGAGUGCCAGAUCGGCUCGUUGACGCAUUGAGUUCGCUUUUAUUUCAUUUCUUGAGGUGGAAUCUGUUAAAUUUCUUCGCUCUUUUUUCUGGGGGGAAAGCAAUGAGCAACGGCGGUGCCAAAGCAGCUGUGGCUUCGGUGGGAGCACCACAACCGCUGGACUGGAAGUUCUCGCAGGUGUUUGGAGAACGGACGGCCGGAGAGGAAGUACAGGAAGUUGAUAUCAUAUCUGCUAUUGAAUUUGAUAGAACUGGUGAUCACCUUGCCACUGGAGAUCGCGGGGGUCGGGUGGUUUUGUUUGAAAGGACUGACACUCGAGAUUAUGCUGGACGUCGGAGAGAUCUGGAGAAGAUGAAUUAUCCAAUGAAUAGGCACCCUGAGUUUCGAUAUAAAACUGAGUUUCAGAGCCAUGAACCUGAGUUUGACUAUCUCAAGAGCUUGGAAAUUGAGGAGAAGAUCAACAAAAUUAGGUGGUGCCAGUCAGCUAAUGGUGCUCUAUUUCUUUUGUCUACAAAUGACAAAACAAUAAAGUUCUGGAAGGUACAAGAGAAGAAGGUCAAAAAAGUAUGUGACAUGAAUGUGGACUCCAGCAAAGCCAUGGGAAAUGGUCCUAUUGUUGAUUCAAGUAUAUCAACAAGCUCCAAACAAUUCAUUGAGAAUGGAGGAUGCAUAAGAAAUGACUUUUCAUUCCCAACUGGGGGUUUCCCAUCUUUGCGUUUGCCAGUGGUAACCAGUCUUGAGACGAAUCUUAUGGCUAGAUGUCGAAGGAUAUAUGCUCAUGCCCAUGACUAUCAUAUUAAUUCCAUUUCCAGCAACAGUGAUGGUGAAACUUUUAUUUCGGCUGAUGAUCUGCGAAUUAAUCUCUGGAACAUGGAAAUUAGCGACCAAAGUUUUAACAUUGUCGAUGUGAAACCUGCAAACAUGGAGGAUUUGACUGAGGUGAUAACUUCAGCAGAAUUUCAUCCUAAGCACUGUAAUAUGUUAGCUUAUAGUAGUUCGAAGGGUUCAAUUCGUCUUAUUGAUAUGCGACAGUCUGCACUAUGUGAUACUCACAGCAAAUUGUUUGAGGAACAAGAUGCUCCCGGCACCAUGUCUUUUUUCACAGAGAUCAUAGCAUCAAUCUCAGACAUUAAGUUUGCUAAGGAUGGGAGACAUAUUCUAAGUCGUGACUACAUGAACCUUAAGUUGUGGGACAUAAAUAUGGAUUCUGGUCCAGUUGCUACUUUCCAGGUUCAUGAACAUCUUAGACCUAAGCUUUGUGAUCUCUAUGAAAAUGAUUCCAUCUUUGACAAAUUUGAGUGUUGUCUUAGUGGAGAUGGACUUCGAGUGGCUACUGGUUCAUAUAGCAAUCUGUUCCGGGUAUUUGGUUGUUCUGAAGGUAGUACAGAAGCAACAACACUGGAAGCCAGCAAAAACCCCACGAGGAGACAAGGACAGACUUCAUCAAGGCCUUGCAGAUCCCUUGGUAGUCUCUCUGGUGUUGUCAGACGAGUGAAAGGAGCAGAUAACUUGGGAGUCGAUGCUAAUGGAAACACUUCUGAUUUCACAACAAAGUUGCUACACCUAGCAUGGCAUCCGACUGAAAACUCUAUUGCUUGUGCUGCAUCAAACAGUCUUUACAUGUAUUAUGCAUGAAGCUGACCCAACAAAGCUCGAGAUUAUUUUGCUAGAGAUAUCGCUACAAAUUCUUCCCUAAUUAAUUAUGGGGAAGAAGCUGCAGCCGAUGUUAUCAGACAAUCUUGGUGAUUCAUGGAAAUUCCCGAUCAUGUCUUUCACACCAGAGUUCAAUGUAGCUGUUGUUGAUCUGUUGCCCACUGAUUUAAAUAUUCUUUGUAGGGUUAGACACAGUGUAUAUCCCUACUAUGUUUUGUUUAGGUGGAAGAAAAUGAGCACUUCUCCGCAACUUCUGAACUGAAGUCUGAAUCAAAAGCUUCUCUAGCUGGGGCUGCAAUGCAACGUUGCCUUGCUGGGUUUGAGAGACUCAUGGUGUCUUUAACCCCCAACAUCAAAGGAAAAAGAAAAGAAGCUAUAUAUAUAGAUAUAUAUACACAUAUAUAUAUACUGUUGGAUCAAUUCGCAUUGAUAUUAUUAUGUGCUUAAAAUCCUGUACCAUUUUAACUUUAAUUUUUCUUUUUUAGAAUUUUUCAUAA
Gossypium arboreum is the source of this 2539-nucleotide messenger RNA. RefSeq names its product serine/threonine protein phosphatase 2A 55 kDa regulatory subunit B beta isoform-like. Gene Ontology annotation, cellular component: cytosol; protein phosphatase type 2A complex. Gene Ontology annotation, biological process: peptidyl-serine dephosphorylation. The record is from RefSeq and is a predicted model, not a curated record. The coding region runs from base 492 to 2024 and encodes 510 amino acids. Gene Ontology annotation, molecular function: protein binding; protein phosphatase regulator activity. The transcript is spliced from 14 exons. NCBI's taxonomy places the organism in Eukaryota, Viridiplantae, Streptophyta, Magnoliopsida, Malvales, Malvaceae.